GCCUAGUCUCGCGCGCCUCUCGCUCAAAGUCCGCGAUCCUCGAGCCACGACCAGCGCCACGUGCUUAUCCUUGAUUUCCCGCGAUUAUAGAGUCAACGAAAACUGAUGCAGGACUCGGAUUGUUGAGGUCCAUGCGCGACUCGUCUCGCUGCUGCUGCUCCAACUUAUCGGCCUCGAUAGUGCCAAAGCCCGCUCAAGUGUAAAACGCGAGUGUGUACGUGUGUCUAUAUGUAUGCGUAUCAGCGCCUACAAGUUUUAGUGCAGUUUUUUUGACAGCCGUUGCAACUCGGACUGAGAUCUCCUUGUCAUCUGGAUUGUAUCGUGAUGCUUGCCUUACGCGCUAAAAAGGAUAAUGAAAGUAUGGUUAAAAUGUCCAUCGAUCGCUAGGAGAACUGGUCCACGAGUAUAGCCAUCAAAGUCCAAUUUUUCCCGAUUCGUCGAUAAAUUGCGUGCGCACCCCGACUCGUACGGUUCAUUCGUAAAUUUGCUUCAAGAGUCGGGAAACUUUCGAUGUUUUCCUCGUGCGAGCGUGAAAAGCGAGCAUGGCGAUUCGCGGAGAAAAAGAGAGGAAAAAUGCAGGUCCGUGCUGCUGCAGCGCGUGCCAGAGAAAAGGAAAGACGCGCCGCAGAGCCGAGAAGAGAUGGAAUCGGCCGCACGACGAGUACGAGGCUAGAAUAUAGUCCCCGCCUGCCUCGUCGCUCGCCAUUGGUCUGGCUCGCCGCGGAGGUAGGAUCGCCGAGCAAGGGAGCGUAGGUCGAGCGUAUGUACGUACGUACGAGAGCUCCUUUGGCCAGCCAGCCGAUCUCGUCCUCGUAUAUGUCUGUCUUUUUUUUUUUGUCGCGUCGGGCCGCAGCGGAGCCGCGACGAUCGGCCUCUCCGUCCAAUUUAAUAGAGCCGCAGAAAGCGAGCGAUCAGUCGUAAGAGUACUCGCAGCCUCGACUUUUAUAAGCUCCAAUACGACGAGCUGCUUCGUGACUCUCUCUCUCUCUCUCUUUCUUUCUCUCUUUUGCGAUCGGACGCGAGGCUAUAAUAUUCGCCACCGCCGCCGCGACGACUCGACGCUCGACUCAACUCCAAGCUGCGACUCGAGCUCGUCGUCGUCGUCGUCGUCGUCGUCGUCGACGUCGGCUGAUUGCCUAAUCAACGCUGAUUUCCCCUCUUUUAUUAUCUCGCUUGUGCUUCGGGCGCGCGAGGUGGCAGCGGCGGCGGCGGUGGCGGCCAAGCCGGUCCGGACCAGGCCACUACUGCCUGCACUCGCCACGAGCAAUUGAUUGAUCUAUACUUUGAUUGCACUGAAUUGAAAGUAGUAUACAAUACGCCUAUGUAACGACACACGUGCCAUUUCUUCUUUCUUUUUUAAUUCGAUAAUUGUUCGUGAUUCUCUGUGCCCGCGCCGAGACUUUUCUCUACCGAUCGCUGCUCUCUCUCUCUCUGUGUCUGUGUGUUGUGUUUUCCACGACGAAUAAUAAUCGGCACCUUUUUGUGUGAAAACGCCAAAGAGCUGGCCUACGACAUGGACGGUGCACCCUUCGACGAUCCGAUUUUUUCGGAUUUCGGCGCCCGCAGCGGCAGUGGCGUGCACAGCAUUCACGUGAUGCUCGGUCUGCACGGCAAUCAUCAUCAUCAACACGUCGCCAACGAUCUCAUGCCAACUGCUGGUGCUCAUUUACAGAAAUUAGGCUCCGCAGAUGGCUCGCCACCGCAGCACCAAAGCUCUCAUCAUCACUUGCAACAGCAGCAAUCGUUAUCCGGCCCACAGCAUCAUCAACAGUCUCAACAGCAACAGGUGAAGGAACUGAAGGACUUGGAAUUAUCGGGAAUGUACGUGUCGAUGGCUCAAUCGCAAGACGUUGCCAAUCAAAACUCCACAGGCCAAGCUCAGCAGCAACAGCAGCAGCAGCAACAGUUGUCGAUCGGCACCAACAGUAGCCUGAAGAGGAAGGACGAUCAACUCGGACAUCAACUUACAUCUGGUACCAACGACACGCCGCCGACGAAAAAAGACUCAAAGAAAAAGAACGACAAUAACGGCAUAAAGAAGAAAAAGACGAGGACGACGUUCAGCACGUACCAGCUGGAGGAGCUGAUGCGCGCCUUCGAGCGGGCCCCCUACCCGGACGUGUUCGCGCGCGAGGAGCUGGCCCUGAAGCUGGCCCUGUCGGAGUCGCGGGUCCAGGUCUGGUUCCAGAACCGGCGCGCCAAGUGGCGCAAGCACGAGCUGCCACGGAAGAGCGCCACGGCCUACAUGGCUCAGGGUGCGGCCAGUCCAGGAACGACCGGUAACUAUUGCAGCGGCUCGCCCCGGGCGAACAACAACAACGGCUCGACUAACGACAGCCUGUGCUUCGCAGCGGCCGGCUUCAACAGCCUCAACGCGAGCCUCAAUCCCUUCCCGACGGCCGUGACGAGCGCCGCCCCGAGCGACGCCUGGGGCUACUCGCCGGCCUACGACCUGGCCUCGCACCUCAACCUCCUCAGCCCGACCAACUCGCCCUACUCGAGCGGGCCCUUCGGCGCCGGCGGCGGCAACCCGAGCGGCAACGGCCAAGCCGCCGCCGCGCCCAACUACCCGUACGCGACGAUGCUGCCCCAGCACGACGCCUCGGGCCUCUUCGCCGCGCCCAACUCCAGCGCCAACGCCCCGAUGCGCGUCGCCGUCCACCAGGACUACGCCAUGAGCACGAGCAACAGUCCGCCCUCGAGCCUGACCCGGCCCGAGUACCAGACCAUGGUGGCCGGACACUCGCCCCCGGCCGCCCACUUGGCCAGUCCGGACCACGACGAUCACCACACGGCCAAGCUCUCGGACUACGCGCUCAGUCCGUCGGACAAGUACGAGCAGGCGGCCGCCAACGAGUAUCAGCAGCAGCAGCAGCAACAGCAGCAGCAGACGCAGCCCGACCAGCACAAGAACGAGUACGGCAUGCACCAGCACUCGCCGACGAGGCAGCAACAGCAGCAGCAGGUCCUCAAGGACCAGUCGCUCGUCAAGCAGGAGCCCGGCAGCCAGCAACAGAAUUACGUGCAGCUGCCGCCUUUUUUGAAUUGACACGAACCCUCGGGUUCGUCGUGCCGCGAUUCUACAGCUGAUGAUGCUACGCUUCUCCGAUCUUCGGCUACAAAUUUCAAUUCUCGUUCUCCUUUAUCCGUACUUUACGUACUUUAAAGAUUCUUUUUUUUUUUUUUAUCUCCAACUCUUACUUUGACUAGUUAUGUAAUAUUGCGACUCAACCUGACUGAGUCGAUCAUUUUAUUCGAUAUAGCUUUAAGAUUGUGUGAGGGAAAAAGUUACUUUGAAACUUGUGAAAGGCUAGACUAAUCAAAGAAAUAUAGAUUUAAUCGAAUCUCUCGGUAACUUUUUGGAUUCAACCAAAAAUUUACAAAACACCGGCAGAUUUCUCAUUUACAAUUAUCAUUAUUUAUUUUAUUUUACGAUUUAUUGUAUUUUUAUUUAAAACCUAGCUUUAAUCAUGAAUAUUUAUAUACUAAAAAUCACCCUGUACUUUUGUGUUUAGUUUGGUAAUUUUCAACUAACUUCAUUCAUCAUUAUUUAACGUUUAAUAAAAUAGUUUAUAUUUUAUUUCACUAUCUACUUUAAUUUAAUUGCAACGUAGUUUCAAGUAUCACGUAAUAAGGCAUAAGUUUCUAUUUAAAUUA
Molecule: messenger RNA, 3657 nt
Organism: Trichogramma pretiosum
Lineage: Eukaryota; Metazoa; Arthropoda; Insecta; Hymenoptera; Trichogrammatidae
Gene: repo
Product: homeobox protein orthopedia
Exons: 4
Coding region: 1514-3049 (511 amino acids)
Biological process (GO): positive regulation of transcription by RNA polymerase II
Molecular function (GO): RNA polymerase II cis-regulatory region sequence-specific DNA binding; DNA-binding transcription factor activity, RNA polymerase II-specific
Source: RefSeq, a predicted model, not a curated record